Molecule: messenger RNA, 663 nt
Organism: Acytostelium subglobosum LB1
Lineage: Eukaryota; Evosea; Eumycetozoa; Acytosteliales; Acytosteliaceae
Exons: 1
Coding region: 1-663 (220 amino acids)
Source: RefSeq, a predicted model, not a curated record
AUGUGCUUAUUGACUUAUACGAAGAAAGGUGGUGUGUCGAAUAGUACCAAGGCUGCCAGGGACGACAACGUGUUGUGGCCACACCCCGACUUUGAUCUGGGAAAGAAGAACAAGCGAAAGACAACCAAAGAUGCAGAGGAUGAGGAAGAGGACGAGGACGAUGACCGCACAGCCACCACCACUACCACCACCGGACCAGACGGGAUUGUUGACGUUGAUCGAGUGCCGUGGAGUUGGUCCAAGUUAGAUGCGCCAUCGAAGGGUGACACAACUCAAGAGGACACUCAUCCCAACAACAGGUCUCAACAAAAAGAAACAGUAAUUGGUGUAACACAACAAAAGAACUCAAACGACACGUCCAUCACGGCAGCCAAACGGGAACUUGAGGAACGCUCCUGGGCCCUCGACAUCAUUAGUGCGGCCGACUGGACUAAAGUGCCCACGUCAGAUCUUCUUCAGUUCGCGAAUGUACUACACAAGGAACGACAGCAACAACAACUGUCAGCACCACUCGAGCCAGCAUGGAGGGCCAAGCCGAAUGCCAUAGCAGCCAUGAAUGAGCUCCCCAUAGCGCCACCAGGCCUAGACACUCAAGCCAGAGCGCCAUCCAACACAAACACCCCAAAGAGCAAGAACAACAUAACAACAACCAGAACAACAUAA